CAAAAAGCGCAUUUCUGAGUUUGUGCAUUGCCAUCUGAUUAUUCUUUUUUAAACUUUUUUCUUUUCUUGACAUUUUACAGAUCUACGUUAGAUCAUUUGUGCAGAAGAGAAUGAGUCAAUUUGUUCGUCCCAAAUUCAACGUCGAUGACGAUGAUUUAGAACGGCUUCAGCAAGAAUUCUUUGCUUAUAAAACUACACCUUCAGCUAAAGUAUAUCGAAAAGAAGCUCCACCUUCUGUCGAUCAAAGCUCUCCAAAAAACAAAGGCAGUCUGUUUGCAGAACGAACAGCCACUGCAACGGCACCUGACGUGAGUUCAGCUUCUUCAUCCUCUUCAAUGCCCCGUUUGGAAAACCUUAUGCCGACACUUGAGGAUGCCUCCACAGAAGAUAUGCCUUCCUUGGAGAGUAUUCCUGCACCGGAAAGUAAAGACAAAGCGGAGACGCCUAUGACAAUAGACAACAAAGUCGAAGAGGUUGAAUAUGAACCUGUCAUGGACCCUCAUCCUGAACCGCAUGUACCGGUCAGUAAAAAAGUGUUGGAUUUAACAUCGAUGCUUGGACAAGUAUUAGGAGAAAUCACAGAGAAAGAGGUUGGCAAAGUAACUGUACCUUCUUUGCCCAAUCCAAAUGAAAACGUCGAUAAACCUGCACGAGAUCAUCAAAAUGGAUUUCCCAAGCCUGUUCAUCGUAGUGAAUUUAAAAAGAGAUUAGACGCACAGCGUUUGAAGAAGGAAAAAAUGACGCAACCACGUAUCGACACACCUCCUAAAGUAAGACCAGAAGGACAACAACAGCAGCAACAAUCAAACGGUUUAUUGCUGAACAAUUCCUCCAUAUAUGAGGAUGAAAACAUCAAGCGAAUCGAAGAAAUGUCAAACGAAGAGUUAGCGGAAGCACGUCAAGAGAUCAUGAAUACUUUAAGUCCCGAAUCUAUAUCCAUUUUAAUGAAGGGAUUGAAAAAGGGAAUUAAGGUUGCUUCCGAUCUGCGCGUGGAGCAACAGCAAAAACAGCAAGAAAAUGAAGGCAAAAAAGAACAGGAUGAAUCUAAAAAGGAAAAAAACGAUGAUCUGUUGGAAAUGAAGAGACAGUAUUUUGCAGACGUGCCAACAGAAUACGAUAAAUUAGCAUGGAUAGACGAUCGUUUUUUGACAAAAGAGAUGAAGCAACAGGAAGAAAAGCGAAAAAAUAAGUUAAGGGAAGAUCAUCCAGAGAACAAAGCCAGUGAAGCAGAAAAGAUAUACCGAAAAACUCGCUUCGAUUUGCAAGGGCAUAUUGUUGAUGAUACAGCCAGGAUCCCGCCUCAUACAGGUCUUUAUCAUCAUGGUGAUGAUCCUGAUAAAGCAGGUUAUACUUUGGCAGAAUUGUUUUAUUUGACGCGUAGUCAUGUACCUGCUCAGCGGUCAAUGGUAUUGAAUACUAUUGCUCGAAUCAUUACCAAUACCAAAAAAAUGAUAAAGAAUACAGCAUCGCCUCAUUUUAUUGUUUGGAGCCAUGUCCACACAAUUUUAACUGGAAAAGAGCAUGCAGCUAUUAUCUACUUACGUUCUGCAUUAGAUGAUAAAAAUUUGGCUGUUUUGGUCAGUGCUAUUAAGGCGCUGUCAGCUUUACUAUUAGAUGACGAGCCAUCCUGGGAAGAUACAUUAGCAAAAAUGUCACAAUCCAAUCAAUUCUUCGGCCAUCUGCACCAACCCAUUUUGAAAAGCGGCAGCAAAAUGCUGGAAAGAAAGGGACUCAAUGAGAAGCUCUCAGAAUUGAUUGAUCGUGUUCGCCAAAGUUCCGGGCAAUCAACGAGAAAGAUAGAAGAUCAAAUGGAGGACGCUGAGUUGGCUGAGCGGGACCUCAUUCGUGGUCUAAUACAUAUGAAUAUAUUGGACCGCAUCCGAUAUUUAUUAGCUUCCAAUAGCAGUGAGUUAAUUGAAAACGACCCGGUUUCAGUUGAGACUUUGAUUCGUAUGUUGUUGUGCAUGGCUGAGUCAGGUCAAGAUGUUUGUGAAGCUAUAGAUGAAGCAGAGUUAAUCGAACCCGUUGUCGAAUGGGGAGUUUUUAAGACACAAUGGCCAAUGACGGAUGACAAAGACAAUUCAAACUACCCUAGUACAGCAGUUGUGCGCUUAUUAACCACAUUAGCUCAAGGCAGUAAAACGAUUGCAGAGAAUAUCGUUGGCAAAGCAACUACCAUGUUACGCUUCCUGAUUACAUCGCCAGAAAUCGCGGCUACUGACAGUCUAAAACAAAAAGCAUACGCCCUUCAAAUGGAAACAUUAAAACUCAUUCGCGUUUUGGCUAGCUAUGGGUUUAUCCUACCAUCGUUAGAAGAUUUGCAAGAGCCUAUAAUGGGGUGGUUGCGUGCUGCGAUGAUUAAUAAUAAGUGUUCAACAGAGGAGCGUAUAAGAGCAGCCGCUGCCCUGACUCUGUUGGAAGUUCUUUUGCACAUAGCAGCUGAUCCGCAUAAAAGUGUUCCUGCCCACGCUAUAGAGUGGCAUCAACCUGUUGCGUAUUUACCAGCCGUUACAGCCGUACUACGUGCUCAGAGACGACUGGAUCAGCCGCUCGUCGAAUCAGCCUUGGGCUACCUGAGUGCUUGGGCUUCCCAUAUCGAGUUAUUUCCUCCUGAAGCAGAAACUGUUCGUGAUGUUUGGAAAGCUGUUGUACAAGAAGAAGAGAAUGUAUGUUAUGCAACAUCAAACCAUAUAUUACGUUAUAUACAAUUCAUCAUUGCCUACAUUGCGCUGAGUGGCGGAAAAGCAGAACAUAAAUACCGUGAUCUUAUUCUAGAAGCAAGAGACGAACUGUCGAGGACAGCGAUGACUGAUGGAUUGAAGAAAUACCAUGAAGUAGAUGUACGGGGUCGCUACGCUUUCUGGUUGUGGCUAACUUACGGCAAUAAUCAAGAAACAUUAUGGGUCAACGAAAAUGAAUUAAACAGAUCAGAACUUGAAUGUGCAGUUGUGAGUCGUCAGUUCGGUGGUCAAGUGGAAGCAUGGCUGUCACAAGAGUUUUUGCAACUUUCUUUUUCAAAGCAGGAGUUAGAUGUUCUGGAGCCUUUCUACUUUGAACAGGAAGAAAAGGACCGUCAACUUUCCAAAGCUUUAUUUACAUAUGACGGUAGACCUAUCCAAACACUUAUGUACAAUACUGCUGUUGAUGGCACAAAUAGCAACAGCAAGAUUAGCAACUCUUUCAUAACGAGUGUAUUUAUUUUAUCGCCUAUUGAUGCUUUAUACCAUCUCGAUAAGUCUCAGAUUGCCCAAAAGUCAAGAGCUGAACCGGCCGUAGUUAUUUCGAGAACAUUACAGCUAGCGAGUCAACUUUUCGAUAACAACUAUAUUCAACACGAAGUUGCCAUUAUUUCUCUUAUGAAGAUCUUUUUGAUUGGCGAUAGAGAAGGUAGAAUGAUUGACAUGGUCACCGAUCGAGAAUUAUUCCGUGAUGACAAUGUAUCUAAACAUAUUGACGAAUGGCUGGACUAUCUUUGCUCAUCUACCACUGACUUGCUGGCUCUCGAACAUGCCUGGCAGAUGUCUUCUGAAUUUAUACGCCAGGCUCAAGUCCCAUUUUAUCAGUUUUAUCAGAGUUUUGUCGCUCAAUAUGCCUCAGUUUCCUUCGGACAUCAUGGAAUGGCUCGCCUGUUAGUUUAUCUGGUUACUCAAAUCAAAACAGUCGAUUAUCGCCGCUUGAUAUUCAAUGAUUACAGAGAAAUAUUACGAACAUUGACUAAUGUUAGUCAGAAUGAAAUACCAAAUAUUUCUGUUGAAGAACGAAAGGAACUCGAAAACGCAGGUUUAAAGCUUUCCGAGUCAAAAUAGAUAUAAUUGAGAUUUACUGAGAGAUGCCUGUCGUAAUGUUUAAUAAAUUUGCAGU
Mycotypha africana is the source of this 3861-nucleotide messenger RNA. RefSeq lists its product as uncharacterized. Bases 111 to 3806 code for a protein of 1231 amino acids. The record is from RefSeq and is a predicted model, not a curated record. NCBI's taxonomy places the organism in Eukaryota, Fungi, Mucoromycota, Mucoromycetes, Mucorales, Mycotyphaceae. Gene Ontology annotation, cellular component: nucleus. Gene Ontology annotation, biological process: transcription by RNA polymerase II. The transcript has a single exon.